UUUGUGAGAACAUUCGGGCCCGUGCCGCUCGCGCAGAGCUUGCGGGUACACGCUGCGGUCGGUGGUGACAUCUGCGUCGGCGGAUGUCUCUGGCCGAGUCAUGGCUCUCGCCGUUCGAGUCGUUUAUUGUGGCGCUUGAGGCUACAAGUCUAAGUAUUGUCAGCUCAAGAAGCGCUUAGAAGAUGAGUUCCCCGGCCGUCUGGACAUCAGCGGCGAGGGGACCCCCCAGGCCACCGGGUUCUUUGAAGUGAUGGUAGCAGGGAAGUUGGUUCACUCCAAGAAGAAAGGUGAUGGGUACGUGGACACAGAGAGCAAGUUUCUGAAGCUUGUUGCUGCCAUCAAAGCCGCCUUGGCUCAGGGGUAAUGUGCCCUGAAGGCAGAGCCCAGGGACCUUGGCCCAGCCCCUCUUGGCAGACGCUUCAUGACAGGAAGGAUUGAAAUGUCUUCUGGACGCGUGGUCUUUCCCAGAAUCUCUUGCGUUCGCCGGGUCGGGGCAGAGGUUGACGCCCCUGGUCUUUGCCUCUGUGUGUGUGUGUGUGUGUCCAUUCUGGGAGUCUAGUUUUUCACACUGGCCCUACUGCCUUCCCGUUCCCCCACUUUCGCUAUCUCUCCCUGUGUCCCCCCCAUAUCUCCACUUCUAUCUCCCAGAGUUUAUGGGAGGUCCCACCUCAGGCUUCCUUCUCAGGGGGAGCUAAGAGGGGGAUCAGGAUGUGUGAGUGAGUGUCUCAGAUUGCAGCAACUGUUGAAAUGGUUCACGUUCAAUAAACAUUGGGUGAGUUUACCCA
Messenger RNA from Loxodonta africana (African savanna elephant), 785 nucleotides. RefSeq names its product selenoprotein W (gene SELENOW). Gene Ontology annotation, biological process: response to selenium ion. NCBI's taxonomy places the organism in Eukaryota, Metazoa, Chordata, Mammalia, Proboscidea, Elephantidae. The record is from RefSeq and is a predicted model, not a curated record. The transcript is spliced from 6 exons.